UCAGCAGCAGCACCACCUUGCAUUUGUUUAAACAGCAUUUGAUUAUUUUUUGAAGGGAUAACAGUCCACAAAAAAUGUAUCACUUUUGGUUGGGUUUCCUUCAUGUUCUCUCAAGGCCUCAUAAAUUCUCAUUGCUUUUGCAUAUGCCAUCUUCCAGCUAAAGGGGUUACAGUAGAACUUGCCAAAACUGCACUUUAAAAUGAUGGGUUUAAUAAGAAGCUCUCUGAGCAAAUUGUUCCCAAAUGUUUUCAGCUCAAAAAACUUGCAGGCAGUUUCUUGCAAAUUUUGUGAGUCUGUCUGCCUCUGAGGAUCAGGCCCUGGGGACUUGAUUGGGAGGGUUUUGCUAGCUUGAGACAUUUUCUUCAGGAGCACUAAACAAAUGCUAUUUUUUUAACAUGUCUUGUUUUUAAAAACUGUUUAAAGUGGAUAAUUUCUGGCAGUUGGGAUAUAACCUUUAAAACAACAGGCAGCAGCAGAAAUAGUACAGAGCUGGCAGCUGUAUGUCUUGCAGUGCUUGGGCUGUAAGUGUGAGAGAGCAGAGAAAUCUCAGCUUUUAUAUCAUCUGGUAAGUAAAGUAAGAACUAAUUUAUAUUGCUUUUGAAGUCUAAAAAAGUUGUGUGUUGGGGUUGUUAUAAUUACUGGUGAUCUUAUGCCAGGUAGGAUGCCAUGAGUGUGUCAUUUUAGGUUUGCCUUGGCCUGGCUUUGUCUGACAGUUAAUGAUUUCUGUUGCCAAUUUAUGAGCCUUUUAUUCUCAAUCAUCUUCGUGGAGUAGUUGGUAUUCUGUAGGAUAGGGUGAGGGGGUUGAUUUGGUGGGGGUUUUCAACAGUAAUUCAGACUCAGUAUUAUUCUCUUUUCAGGAUGGUGCUGUUGAAUUUUUGCACAUAGUACAAUGAGAUUUGUCUGUUGGGAAAACGAGCUAUGUAUGCUCUGGAGUGAAUCCAUUAAUUUAUCUUCUGUUCAUCUUGUAAUCACCUUGUAGUGGGAAAAUGUUUUUUAAUGUGUAAUGAAUUUAGCUUAAAGUAGCAAAUACAUAUUAAGACAAACUUCUUAAAAGGUACUUAAGUGUUUUAAUCCCACUGGUUAAAAAUCACACAAGGGACUGCAUUUCACGUCUCUCAUCUUUUAGUCCUGUCACUUAAAACUUCAGUUUGUAACAGCUUUGAGAAGUUUUGGGACGGAAGGUGCAAUGUAAAUAGUAGGUUUUUGUUUUAUUCUUUCUUAUGAUCUACUUUGUUCACUCUAUUUAAACAAGUAUUCUUACACUUGAGAUGGGGAAUUAAAACACGAGCAGUAAUAGAGAAAAGCUUUCUACGAGUAAGCCUAAAUUCAGCAGGGUUGAAAACCUGCUUAGUCCUGUCGAAUAAACAGAAUAACUCUGAGGGGACUGUACCUACACCCGAAUUUCUAAAGCCAGAGUUCCUUGUGAGGGAAGGAGAGCAGUGCAGCUCAUUGUGUCAGGAAAGGGGCUUCCUUCUCCUUUCAGGCCUUGAGGGAGCAUUUGAUGAGUGCAGUUAAUACCUGCUCACAGCCCGUGCAAAGAAACUCGAGUCCAGUAGUUCAUUAAAUUCCCCAAAAUACUUUAAAACGUCAUCUAAGGGGACAAGUGUUGCAAUUCCAGUGUCCAAAUUCAUUACUCCUAGGUUUGGAGGUUCUGCCUUGUCCCUCUGCUGUUCCUGUCCUGCUGUGGGAGACAAGUGUGCAAGUUGUCCUUUGAUGGUGGUCUCACUAAUGUGUGGUGUCUUGCCCUGGAGAGUAACUAAACUGUGUGUUCUGUCAAGGUGGCACUGGAUGUGUUGCAUCACAGGAGGAAGAUGCUGUGCAAGGGUGUGAUUUAGCCAGAAACUUUCAACACAAAGAACAACUUCGUCUCACGAAACCACAGCCCCCUUUUGCUGGGUGACCCCAGAAGAAAUGUCCAGACUUUUGAAGAUAUGUUUCUUGUUGAUAUCAGUGAAUCAUGCUGAGAUUAUUCACAGUCAGAGCUCUGAAGAUUUGCCUCCAUUAUUACACAAAGCUCUGGAGGAAAUAAUAACUGGGAAAUAUCUGAAUGCCCUCCUUGAUAUACUUAAUUUUCAAAGUUCUAAUGUCUGGACAGCAGAUAUGCUUACAAAAGUCAUGGCAUAUUUUCAUGCCCAGGAAGUUAUGUUUACUCUUAGCAGCCUCCAGAUGUCCAUACAAAGUUACCUGAAGAACCUUUUAUACCAGCCUAGGCAACUACUGUCUGAAUUUCAACAACUUGAUCAGCAGCAGUUCCAAACUGCAAUGAAGUAUCUCUUCAACAGCAAGAAGGAGCAUCUUGAAACAGGAAAUAUUAUUCUUGAUUGGGAUGAGACUAGAGAGAGAAUUUUUCAAAGCCCAGGAGUAAACAGGACCUUGUUCCUUGUAACACUGGAUAAAUGCUUCCUGGCUCUGAGUGCUUUGGACUGUGUGGAUAUCCUAAGCCAGGUUUUGCACGUGUCAGCGGUGAACUAUCUCCAACCUGAUGUCAUUGGGAGCCUCCCAGACAUUCUGCUGGAGGAUGCUUUCAGAAACCUAUCAUCAUUAUUCAAGGACCUCUAUGACAAAACCUCAGCAAAUACUCAGAGAGCUCUGUAUGGCUGGAUGAAGCAGAUUCUACAGAAAUCCUAUAACAGGAGUGACUUCAAUGAAUCAACUUCUUGGGUCAGUGCAGAAAGCUUAUGGAUUUUGGGAAGAUUCAUGGUCCAUCUCCCAUUAGAAGAAAUUCUGAAAAUUAGUCUCAGUGAAAUCAGACUGUUCAUUAGCUACGACAACGCGACAAAGCAGCUGGACACGGUGUAUGAUAUCACACCAGAGCUUGCACAGGCUUUCCUGGAGAGGAUAAACUCAUCAGGAUUUGAUAUGAGGAACACUUCAACCAUCUACAGGCUGGGUUUAUUGGUUUGCUUUUAUGAUGACCUGGAACAGAUGGAUGCAGCUGUGGCCCGGGCUUUACUUCAUCAAAUGAUUAAAUGCAAUCAACUGAGAGGUUUCCAGGCUGAGGUUCACAAGCUCAAAUCCCAACUCCUGAACAUUGCCAUGCAAAACCAGACAUUGAAUGAUACCCUUGGAUCUCUGUCAGAUGCUGUGGUCGGACUAACUUCAAGUCAGCUGGAAUCUCUGUCACCUGAAGCAGUGCAUAAUGCUAUUGCAACAUUAAACCAAGUCUCUGGCUGGGCAAAGAGCCAAGUUAUGAUUUUAUCCAGUAAAUACCUCUCUUAUGAAAAGGUGUUAUCAUUCCAUAAUGUCAGUCAAAUGGGUGCUUUGGUAACAGGCAUCAGCACCCAGUCCCUGUACAGCAUGAACCCAGGGGAGCUCUCCCAGCUUAUUCGAGGCACAACAUCCCAGCACUUGUCUGACUUAUCUCCUGCCCAACAACAAGGGAUCCUCAGGAAGAUAGCUGCAUCUGGAGAUUUUUCUUCAUCAGUCAAAGAGAUACAAGGAGCUUUCUUUAAAGAAGUAUCUCUUUCUGGUUUAUGGAAGCAGACUGGAUAUAGUUCUUCAGCAAUGAAAGAAAAAGAACUAAGAAGAAGCCAGGCUUUGUAUCUGUAUGAAUUACUGUCUAAGAAAAACUAUCCUGUUGACCUUCUAAGCACAGGACAGCUUGUGAAAGGAGUAACUUGUCAACUCAUUGAAAGUAUGGGCACAGACAUAUUUUUAAACAACUUUAAAUUCUUUGAAAUGAAUCUUCAUCUGCUUUCUCCAUAUCAGGUUAAUUGUUUAGCUUGGAAGUUUUGGAAGGUCUCCAAUGCAUCUAUUCCUCCCUUCCUCUUACUGGUGCUUCCUUCUGAGUACCUGGAGUUCGUUUCAGGCCCUUUGUGUGUCCCUUUCAUUGAAAGUCUGGGGAAGACUGAAAUGGACCUUUUGAAUCCAGGCCAUCACAAAAGGAAUGCUGUCCUGCAAAAAGUACAGGAGUGCUUGAACGGCUCUGUGGCUGAUGAAUAUGAUGUUGACCUACUUGGAAAUCUAAUCUGCCACUUACCUCCAGCCUUUCUACAAGGCAGAGUGUCCCUGAAGGCAAUGGCAACAGCCCUCCAUCAAUUCAAACUCUGCCAACAGCUCAGCCACGAGCAGAAGACUGAAAUUAAAUACAAACUCCUUGAGUUAUAUGGCUCCUCAAACAACUGGACAGCAGCAACAACAUUAGAUGUUGGACCAUUCAUAGCUCUUCUGUCAAAGGAGGAAUUAAAUGUCCUUGCUGAAAAGUUCCCAGACAUCAUUUUACAAAUAGCAAAGACAAUUGGACCAGUUUCUUCAGCUGAAGAGCUUUUAUCAACUGUGUUUCAGUUUGUCUCCAAUGCCACUGCCAACACCCCCUCAUCUCUCACCACACCUGAUUGCCUGGGAACCAGAGUUCCUUCUUCAGACGAAAUAAUUAAAUUAGCAGAAGCAAAUAUCUUCUGGUCAGAUCAGGAACUGAAAUGCAUGGACCCAGGGACUUUUGACAAAAAUGUGGAACUUCUUGGGACUGUGUCAGGUUUUAACAACUCCCAGCUUACUGCCUUGAAGGAAAAAGCUAAGCAGGUUUGGGGGUUGCUGCCUGACUGGAAGAGUUACCACAUUGUUUCCCUGGGCCGCAUUGCUCUGGCCCUCACUGAGCACGAAAUCCAAGAGCUGGAUUUGCAUUCCAUCGACACUGUUUCUGUACUUAGUCAGCAAACAGAGUGGACUCUUACCCAGGCAAGAUCUAUUUUGGAAGGGUUUCUAGAAGACUCUGGCCAGACCAUCAGCACACUGAAAAGCUUUGAUUUAGUUGGAUUAGGAGCUAUUCUCUGUGCUUUGAACUCCACAGAAAUCAUGUCCAUAAGGACUGCUGAAUUCAGUGCUGCAGUUGCAAGAAUUGGCCUGUUGGUUUGUAGCACCCCUGUUCUGAGGCAGUUUAAGAAGAUGACAGAAUCUGUGUUUGGUGCUGCUACCAGCUGGAAUGGCUCUGUCUUACAGGAAAUUGGUACUAUAGCAGGUGGUUUGAAUGAGGAUGAAUUAAAAGCUUUUGAUAAAACCUUAAUGCCGUAUUUCCAGCCAGCAGCAGUGAGACAUAUACCUCCUGAAAUUUUCCAAGCAUUGUCCCCAGAACAAAUAGCAAACCUGGGCCCUGAAAAUGCCGCCAUGGUUACAGGAUCACAGCAGGAGCAUCUGGAUGCAUCCCAGCUCCAGAGCCUGAGGCUGGCGCUGGACGGAGCCAGGACCAGCCCCCCCGAGGCACAGAGCAGUGCAGGGUCCACCCAGGAGGUGCAAACCCCAGCUCCAAGUGGUGCUCCUUGUUUGAGCAGCUUUGGCAUCUGGUUGUGUGCUGUGUUUGCACUGCACCUGCCUUUCUGAACCCAUGAUUGUGAAUCUGGAGAGUCCUGGAGCUUACAACAGAUAUGCUAGAGAAAAAGAGUUUCAGCUCAGCAUGAACAGUAGAGUCAAGAGGCUCUGAGACUUCUGAGUGUAAAGUGAUUAAUUUUUUAAAAGCAACACACUCAUCUGCCAUCAUGCUGAGAAUUAUCUCCUUUCCAUACCUUUACCAUUAGCAAGUAACUCAGUAUCCCUCCAAAUACUUCAAAUUUCAAAACUGAAAUGGUCUGUCUGCCUCAUGAGAAAAUCAGUGAAAGAUAAGAUUAUGUGUGGGGAAGGAACCUGAAUGACCUGGGGGCAAGUAACAGGGGACUGCUAUUUGGAGGCUUAUGUCUGGUACCCAGUGCUUUUUACAUGGGCUAAUUUGUCCACUCUAUUGUACCAGUCUGUUGGGUUUUCUUCUUCUACUUCAAGUGUACAUUCCCUGGACAGGGGCGAUCUUUCUGUGUGAUGUAGUAGAAACUGCACUAAAAGUUACUACUAUUGCAAUAAAAUAACUUCUGGGCUGCUGGUUUAAAUCUUGCUCAGAUAAGAAGUGAUAACACGUUUUUAGAAUUUAAGCACUUGCACCUGUAGUUCCCCAUGGCUGUUUGUGUUUGACACAGAACUGGUGACACUGAGGGCAUUGGCAAUAUAUUAGUAUUUCAUGUGAAAAAAAUGCACCAUGGAAACCUGCUUGUGUUCAUCAAGAGACAGUCCCUUCACUUCAGGCAGGGUUGAAGUGUACAUCUGGGAAUGCUAAGGGAAAACUGUGCACUGGGUCUACAUACUACUAAGACUGUCAAGCCUCUGCAUGUAAACAUACAUUUUGAUGCUGCUCAUCAUGAUUUUAUGCCAAGAAUUCAUGGUACAGUUUUCCAUUUUGCCAUUUAAAAAGUCUUUCUCUUUUCUAGAUUAAAGAAGGCAAUACACAGACUGAAAA
Molecule: messenger RNA, 6256 nt
Organism: Pseudopipra pipra
Lineage: Eukaryota; Metazoa; Chordata; Aves; Passeriformes; Pipridae
Gene: OTOA
Product: otoancorin
Exons: 30
Coding region: 1912-5316 (1134 amino acids)
Biological process (GO): cell-matrix adhesion
Cellular component (GO): cell surface
Source: RefSeq, a predicted model, not a curated record